Molecule: messenger RNA, 1683 nt
Organism: Bipolaris victoriae FI3
Lineage: Eukaryota; Fungi; Ascomycota; Dothideomycetes; Pleosporales; Pleosporaceae
Exons: 2
Coding region: 1-1683 (560 amino acids)
Source: RefSeq, a predicted model, not a curated record
AUGUAUUUCCAACUGCAACGUCUUCUUGUUGUCGACGAAGCUGCUCGCUCUGAGCUGCUUUCACAACUUUACGUCAGCGUCAUGACUCGUCUUACCAUGGCUCAAAAGACUCUCACCACCCUCGUAUGGCUGAGUAGUGUCGCCUCGACACAGGCCGCGCCCCAAGUCACGCUUCCCGGCUACGGGAGCUUUGUCGGUACGACUAUCUCGCAGACACUGACCAAGAAGCCGCUGCCAAAGCCCGUGGAUGCCUGGCUCGGGAUCGAUUAUGUCUCGCAGCCUGUAGGAGAAGCACGGUUCGCGCCCGUUGGACCCCCGGAAUUGUUUGAGGGCGUGAAGAAUGCAACUCAAUAUGGAUUUUCGUGCCAUCAGGAUCCGCGGGAUAUCACGUACGAGGUUAACGAGGCAUGUUUGAACAUGAAUGUGUUUCGUCCGCAGAAUGUAUCGGCGCAUGAGAAAUUGCCUGUACUCGUCUGGAUUCAUGGAGUAAACUCCUUCGGCUUCCUCCCCUCGCCCGUCUUCGAGCGCCUAGGCCUGCUGAACCUAGGCCUCCGAGACCAGCAAUCCCUCCUGGAAUUUGUACAAAAAUACAUUGCACAGUUCGGCGGCGACGCAUCCCGCGUUACGCUGGGCGGCCGUUCCGCAGGCGCCCACUCAACCGCCAUCCACCUCUUCCACAACUACAACUCUUCAGACGGCGCCUCCCCGCUCUUCUCCCAGGCCAUCCUGCAAUCCGGCAGCGUAACCGCGCGGUCCUUCCCCAACGCCUCGUACCCACUCUACCAACAGCAGUUUAGCCAGUACCUCAGCCUCGCGGGCUGCGCCUCCGCCGCAAAUAGCUCCGACACCGCCAUCCUCGCCUGCCUACGCGCCGCCCCCAUUUCCGCCCUGGAAAACGCAAGUACCCAGCUCUGGCGCGCCUCCGAAUACAGCAUCACGUGGCCCUUCCAACCCACCCGCGGCGGCUUUUUACUCGAAAAAGCGGGGUCGCAGGCGGGUAAGGAGGGACUGUUCUACCGUAUUCCCACCAUCACUACCAAUGUACUUGACGAAGCGAAAUAUUACUCCCCAGGAGAUAUAUCUACAAACGCGGAGUUCCUGGCCUACCUACACACGCUCAUCCCGGGCCUCACUCCCGCCGAUCUUCAGGAUAUCGAGAAGUUGUAUCCGGAUCCAGCGCUGGAUCCGGUGAAUGGGCCGUACGCGUUCAGUCCGAAUUCUACACAGUAUAAUCGUCUUUCGGCUGCGCUGACAGAUUACAUGUACGUCUGUCCUGGUCAGGAAACCGCCGUUCGCAUGGCUUCCAAAGGUGCACACGUGUUCAAAGCCGUGUGGGCAGUUAACAACACUUUUCCUGCGUGGAAGGGUGUGCCGCAUACAGCCGAUACCAAAUAUACCUGGGCGGAACCGGCGGGGGCAGGUGGAGUCCAGUAUCCAGAGGUGGGGAAACAGGUGCUACAUGCGUUUUUUUCGGAUUUCGUGGCGUUGGGCGGGAGCCCGAGUGUGGGGGUAAGGCAGGGUGUGCCGGUUUGGCCGAGGUAUGAAGAGAAGGGUGAUGGGGUGCCCGGGUUGCAGUUGAGGAUUGAAGCGUUUGGGAAUAGUCGGGUUGAGGGGGAUGGGGUGAGGAGGGUGCAGUGUGAGUGGUGGAGGGAUGAGGGGAGGGCGGUGAGGCUGGAGAAGUGA